Molecule: messenger RNA, 585 nt
Organism: Chenopodium quinoa (quinoa)
Lineage: Eukaryota; Viridiplantae; Streptophyta; Magnoliopsida; Caryophyllales; Amaranthaceae
Exons: 2
Coding region: 97-585 (162 amino acids)
Source: RefSeq, a predicted model, not a curated record
AUAACCCAUAUUUAGGGAGUUGAUAGUCUUUGUUCCUUGGCAAUUAAGAGUGACAAAGGGGUCGAUAUAGUUUCUAUUGGAGAAGUGUAUGUUGGGAUGGAAGGAGAAGUUGUCAAGCAUCAUUUCAAGCCUGUCCCAAGUGGUCAUUAUCGAGUUUGUGUUAAAGAAGAAAUCAACCCAAAUGCACCUCUGCCAUGUCCUGAAGGGGAGAUAAGAUUCAUUUGUCAAACUUUAAAUUAUUAUUUAAUAUGGCCUUCUCACUUGGUUUUUCCUAUAAAGAAGGCUGAUAAGCAAGUCCCUACAGAAAUCGCUGCACCAUCUCCACACUCGCCAUCAUCACAAUCAUCAUGCACUCGAAAGUACACAAUAACUCAUGCUGAUAAGUUGAAGUUGACUUCUAAUUUGGUUCGAGUAUUUAAGGAUGUGGCUAUUGCAAUGAAAACGAGCGAUAAAACCAAAUCUUUUACAGUUUUGGCUAGAAUGUUUCAAAAUGAGCAAUGUGUUACCCUUGAUUAUGAAGACAUGCUUGACUGGUGCUUCCAAAGAGAGAUAAAAUUGUCACACAUGUCAAUUUUAAUGAUGUAA